UUUCACCAGACGGCGCGUAGUCGCUCUUGGCCCCCGACUAGUCCCAGACUCCGCCCCAGCGGCUCAAUUCAUUCAUUCAAGAGACCUCGACUCUCCUGAUCCUUUUUAUUUCAUGGUGCCCGCGAUGUGCCAGCUCCGCCAUCACGAAGCACCAUGAAUCCGCUUCGGAUUCUGCUGCCGAUCAUUCUUGCGGUGGGACUUCCGCUCGGAAUCCUUGCCCAAGAAUGUCACACCAAUGAAUCAGGCUCCAGCCAAAACUCUGGCAAUAGUGCCCUCACUGUGAAUAACCAAGAUGACUUGAACUCAUUUUCUGAUGGCUGCACCACCUUGAUCGGGGAUAUUCUGAUAUCCUCGACCUACCGCGGCCGGUUCGUUCUCGAUGGCGUCGCAAAUGUUACUGGUCAGAUCUCCAUGGGGUCUAGUAAUUACUCCAAGCAGGUGACUUCGUUUGAGCUGCCAGAAGCGAAAUCUAUCGGCAGAGUCGUGCUUCACGAGGUUCCUGAUGUGCAGCUCCCAAAGGUCGAGAGCGCGGACUGGGUGACCUUGACGACGGCUUCUAGCGAGAGUAACGCAAGUUUGGGAAGCCUUGUCAACGCCGGUUCCGUCCACGUCCAGGGUCCCUGGAAGAGCGUGGACUUACGGUCAUUGGCGAAUGUAACAUCGAGCCUCCACCUCUGCAGCAAAGCCGGGUGCCAAAGUCGGGUGCCGGAUGGAAGCCCGACAAUAGAUGUUGAUCUCCCUGCUCUGGAAGCUGCACGUUAUAUCAGUGUCAACGGCAGUGUUUCGAACUUUUCCAUGCCUCAGCUACACACCGUAGGCGUGGAAAACCAGACUACGGGCCACAAGAGCGGACUCGGUCUACACCUUUACGGAUCUGAUUCCUUGAUGAUCAAUUUAACCACAUUGCAUACACUAUAUGGCCGUCUCAAUGUCUCCGGCGAAGUGUCCUGGCUAAACAUCUCCCCCGUCGCAAACACUAAUGCCCCAAUAUAUAUCGAAACCGGCGCAGACUCAGAAAUCUACUCCACCCUCCAAGAAGGAUCGACCAUAGACGUCCGCGGCAACGUCAAACUAGUCGACCUCCCAUACAUCAAAACCGUCGACAGAAUAAACAUCACCUCAAACUAUAACCCGCCCUGCACGCCAGCCCUCCACAGCCUCUUCGAUUCCAAAGCAAACUCCAAAUCUGACAUCCCGUCCUUCUGCGGCGGUCCCAGCAAACGCAAACCGGGAACGACUGUCCCCAACUGGCCCGACCCCUACAGAUCCAAGCACAAGCGCUUGUCAGGCGGGGCCAUAGCCGGGAUCGUAGUCGGCUGUGUAUGUGGCGUUGCAUUGCUGGCGGGUGCCGUUUUCUGGUGGCUCAAGAAAAAGAAGAAGAUAGGUUCUGGCGCUAAGACGGGGGAUCCUACGGAUUCUUCUGUCGGUGAUGCUACGCCGCCGUAUAGGGAGGAGCAACAGCCCAUACCUUUGGUGAAGCGGUGAGUUUAGAUAUAGAUUUUGAUAGAUUACGCAGUGGUUUUGAUUAA
Messenger RNA from Aspergillus versicolor CBS 583.65, 1529 nucleotides. RefSeq lists its product as uncharacterized. The coding region runs from base 154 to 1485 and encodes 443 amino acids. The record is from RefSeq and is a predicted model, not a curated record. NCBI's taxonomy places the organism in Eukaryota, Fungi, Ascomycota, Eurotiomycetes, Eurotiales, Aspergillaceae. The transcript is spliced from 6 exons.